AUGGCGAGGAAGCUCGGUGUGUUUGAAAUCUUUCUGUUCAUCUGCUUCCUAAUUGUAUUGGCCGCAGAUAUCUUCUUGCUGUUUCUGGUGCUUGAUAAUACUCCAGAUCCUCCAUUUAGUCCACAGUGCACUGAGAUCCCUGAAUCACAUAGGAUAGACUGUGCGCCUGGCGAGAUGGUGUCAAAGGAAACCUGCCGGGAUAGAUACAAGUGCUGCUGGAAGCCUGUGUCAGACACCAAUGUCCCCAGGUGCUUCUUCCCCAGGAACUGGGGCUAUGAAGUCAAUGGAAGCCUUAAACAUGAACACACAGGGUUAACUGCUGGCUUGAAAAAGUUGUCAAACCCACCUCGGUUUGGAAAUGAUGUCCCUAAUGCCAACUUCACAGCUGAGUAUCAGACACCCAGGCGUCUUCGUUUUAAGAUCACUGAAACCAAUAACACACGCUAUGAAGUCUCCCAUGAGCAUGUUAAGCUGUUUAAUAUGACUGCUGGUUCCACCAACCGGAGCUAUCACGUCGAGGUCAUAGAGAAACCCUUUGGCAUCAAAAUAAUGAGGAAGAGCAACAAAAAAGUCUUGUUGGACACGAGCAUUGGGCCCCUCCUGUUCGCCAAUCAGUACCUGCAGCUGUCCUUCCUGCUGCCCAGCGCCAACGUGUAUGGGCUGGGAGAACACGUGCACCAGCAGUACCGCCACGACAUGAGCUGGAAGACCUGGCCCAUCUUCACCCGGGAUGCCACCCCCACCAAGGGCAUGAUUAACUUGUAUGGAGCCCACACAUUCUUCUUGUGCCUUGAAGAUACCAGUGGCUCCUCUUUUGGGGUCUUUCUGAUGAACAGUAAUGCUAUGGAGGUCACCCUUCAGCCAGCUCCUGCAAUCACUUACCGCACCAUCGGGGGCAUUUUUGACUUUUAUGUGUUCCUGGGAGACACUCCAGAACAAGUGGUUCAGGAAUACCUGGAGCUCGUUGGACGGCCAUUCCUGCCUUCCUACUGGAAUCUUGGUUUCCAGCUUAGUCGCAGGAAUUAUAAUAACAUCGAGGGAUUGAAAGAGGUUGUAGAGCGAACUCGUAAAGCUAGGAUCCCAUAUGAUGUUCAGUACUCGGACAUAGACUACAUGGAUGGAAAGAAGGACUUCACUAUUGAUGAAAAGGCUUUCCCUGGUCUCUCAGAUUUUGCCAAGAACUUACACGAACAUGGACAGAAAUAUGUAAUUAUUAUGAAUCCUGGCAUCUUACAUGAUUCUGAAUACCAGCCCUAUAAGAAUGGAAGAAAAAAGAGAGUAUGGGUCUUGGGGAAUAAAGGCUUUGUCACUGGACAGGGAUACCCUGGGAAGAUAGUCUUUCCUGCUUAUGAUAAUCCAUUUUGUACUCAAUGGUGGACAGAAGAGCUUCAAGAAUUUCAUAAAACUUUGGAGUUUGAUGGAGUGUGGCUUGAAAUGGAGGAAGUAUCUGUUCUCCAAGGUUCUGAUCAUGGGUGUGAAGAUAACAACUGGAACUACCCUCCUUUCACUCCCCGAGUUCUGGACCGCUCGCUUUUUGCAGGAACUCUCUGCAUGGACGCCGAAGUUUACCAGGAGCUUCACUAUAAUGUCCACAGCCUGUAUGGCUACUCCAUGGCAAGAGCCACAGACUCGGCCUUGAAUACUGUCUUCCCCAAAAAGAGGAACUUCAUCUUGUCCCGUUCUACUUUUGCUGGGUCUGGCAAGUUUGCAGCUCAUUGGUUAGGGGACAAUGCAGCUGCAUGGGAUGAUCUUCGAUGGUCCAUACCUAGUAUCCUUGAGUUCAACCUAUUUGGCAUCCCCAUGGUCGGUGCCAAUAUCUGUGGUUAUAAAAAUAAUACCACAGAGGAGCUCUGCAGAAGAUGGAUGCAGCUUGGAGCAUUUUAUCCACUAUCCAGGAAUCACAAUGGGCCUGGGUUCAGGGACCAGGACCCUGCUGCCUUUGGUGAAGACUCUCAGCUAUUGAGUUCCUCCAGGCAUUAUCUGAACAUCCGCUACACCCUGCUGCCUUAUCUCUACACUCUCUUCUACCGAGCUCAUACCCGGGGGGAAACUGUAGCGAGGCCCCUGGUCCACGAGUUCUACCAGGACAAUGCUACAUGGGAUGUGCAUGAGCAGUUCUUAUGGGGACCUGGACUCCUCAUCACGCCUGUGUUAUAUGAAGGUGUGGACCGGGUGAAAGCAUACAUACCAGAUGCCAUCUGGUACGACUAUGAGACAGGAACAGCCAUCCAAUGGAGGAAACAAUUGGUGGAGAUGCAACUGCCCCCUGAUAGGAUAGGACUUCACCUUCGAGGGGGCUACAUAUUUCCCAUCCAGCAGCCAAACACAACCACAGAGGCCAGUCGGAAGAACUCCCUGGGACUCAUUAUUGCCUUGGACUACAAGAGAGAAGCAAAGGGAGAGCUGUACUGGGAUGAUGGUAUAUCUGCAGAUGCUGUAACGGAAAAGAAUUAUACUCUGUAUGAGUUUUCUGUCACCUCAAACCAUCUACAAGCAAAGAUUACAAAUAAUUAUAUGGAUUCCGACAACCUCACAUUUACAGAUAUCACAAUCUUGGGAAUGGACAAAGAACCUACUAAUUUUGUCCUUAAUGAUAUUGACAUUUUAAACGUUAGCUACAAUGCAUCAACGAAGGUGGUGAAAAUCACUGAUCUCGAGGGACUGGUACUGGGACAAGAAUUCUCCAUGAGGUGGACUCUUUUGGUCAGUAACCAAGAGAAGUUCAACUGCUACCCUGAGGAGCCCACUCCCUCUGAGGAGAAGUGCAAGCAGCGGGGGUGCCUUUGGGAGAACACAGAUGUUCCUGGUGUGCCCACCUGUUUCUAUGACACCAUCCCUAAGUAUGCUCCCAGUAAUAUUCAGUACUCGCCCACUGGCAUCACCACAGACCUUACCCACCUGACAGCCCCUGAGUCAGCUCGAGCAGCAGCACCAUCACUACGGAGCACACGACGUACACCUGCAGCAGCAGCCACCACCUCUCACCCUCUCUCUGCAGAGAUCAGCUCCCUUAGGAUCAGCGUGAUCUACCACACAGAAAGCAUGCUGCAGUUCAAGAUCUAUGAUCCCACUAAUAAAAGGUACGAGGUCCCAGUGCCUCUGAACAUCCCUUCCUCUCCUGUUGGCUCACCUGAAAACCGUCUGUAUGAUGUCAGGAUUCAAAACAAUCCUUUCGGGAUCCAGAUUCAACGAAAGAACUCCAGCACUGUGAUUUGGGAUUCUCAGCUCCCAGGCUUCACCUUCAAUGACAUGUUCCUUUCCAUUUCUACUCGCCUCCCCUCUGAGAACAUCUAUGGCUUCGGAGAAACUGAGCACACAACUUUUAGAAGAAACAUUAGCUGGAACACAUGGGGAAUAUUUUCUCGAGAUGAGCCACCAGGGUACAAGAAGAAUUCCUAUGGUGUCCACCCCUACUACAUGGGACUGGAGGAGGAUGGCAAUGCCCAUGGAGUGCUUCUGCUAAACAGUAAUGCCAUGGAUGUGACAUUGCAGCCUACUCCUGCCCUGACAUAUCGCACCACAGGAGGGAUUUUGGACUUUUAUGUAGUUUUGGGGCCAACUCCCGAGCUUGUAACCCAGCAAUACACUGAGUUGAUUGGUCGGCCAGCAAUGGUUUCAUACUGGGCCUUGGGAUUCCAGCUGAGUCGCUAUGGAUACCAGAAUGAUACUGAAAUCUCCAAUUUGUAUGAUGAAAUGGUGGAAGCCAAUAUUCCCUAUGAUGUUCAGCAUGUAGACAUCGAUUACAUGGACCGGAAGCUGGACUUUACCCUCAGCACGAGCUUUCAAAACCUUAGUCUGCUGAUGGAGCGAAUGAAGAAAAAUGGCACAAGAUUUGUCCUUGUUCUGAAUCCAGGCAUUUCUCGCAACGAGACCAACUAUCUCCCAUUCACCACAGGGCAGGAAAACAAUGUAUUCAUCAAAUGGCCUAACAGCAGUGACAUUGUCUGGGGAGAGGUAAGAUGGGAGGAGAUGCCUCUGUACAAAGUCCACAUCGCUUAUCCUGAUUUCCUGCGUAACAGCACAGCUGCUUGGUGGAAGGAGGAAAUAAAAAAGCUCUACACAAGCCCAAAGAGCUUGAAGUUUGAUGGACUGUGGAUCGAUAAGAAUGAGCCAUCAAACUUUGUGGAUGGAUCUGUCAGUGGCUGCCGUGAUGAAAUUCUUAAUAAGCCACCGUAUAUGCCAUAUUUGGAGUCCAGGGACAGGGGUCUCAGCAGCAAGACCCUGUGCAUGGAGAGUGAGCAGAUCCUGCCCGACGGCUCCCGGGUGCGGCACUACGAUGUGCACAGCCUGUACGGGUGGUCCCAGACCAGACCCACAUACGAAGCUGUGCAGGAGGUGACGGAUCAGCGAGGGGUCGUCAUUACCCGUUCCACGUUCCCCUCUUCUGGCCGCUGGGCAGGACACUGGCUGGGAGACAACACAGCUGCAUGGGACCAGCUGAGGAAGUCUAUCAUUGGCAUGAUGGAGUUCAGUCUCUUUGGAAUACCUUAUACAGGAGCAAAUAUCUGUGGAUUCUUGGGAAAUGCUGAAUAUGAGAUGUGUCUUCGCUGGAUGCAACUGGGGGCGUUUUAUCCAUUUUCCAGGAACCACAACACCAUCGGGACAAGGAGACAAGAUCCUGUGGCCUGGAAUUCAACCUUUCAGAUGUACUCAAAAAAAGUCCUCCAGACCAGAUACACCCUGCUGCCUUACCUCUAUACUCUGAUGCACAAAGCUCACGUUGAGGGCAGCACUGUUGUCCGCCCUCUCCUCCAUGAGUUUAGAGAAGAUAGGACAACGUGGGAUAUAGACCGUCAGUUCAUGCUGGGCCCUGCCGUCUUAAUCAGCCCCGUGCUGACAAGUAAUACUUUUGAGGUCCAUGCUUAUUUCCCCAGAGCCCGUUGGUAUGACUAUAGCAUGGAAUCUGGCAAUACAUCGACAGGUGAGUGGAGAAUCCUGGAGGCUCCCCUUGACCACAUCAACCUUCAUAUCAGAGGAGGCUACAUCUUGCCUUGGCAGGAGGUUGCAAUGAACACUCACUCCAGUCGACAACUAUUUAUGGGAUUGAUUGUUGCUUUGGAUGACAAUGGGAAAGCUGAAGGUCAGAUGUUCUGGGAUGAUGGACAAAGCAUUGUUUCAUAUUUUAAGCUCUUAUAUUUAGUAGCAAGAUACAGUGUAAUUGAAAACAUAUUGCAAAUCCAGACCAUGCACAAUAAGUAUUUGAAUGAUUCAAAUCAACUGAAAGUUGGAUAUAUUAAAAUCUGGGGGAUCCAUUCUACUGAUGUGACACAAGUCAAUGUCACCUAUAACAACAAGCAAUUCACAACAAUGAAUUUCACGAGUGACCCCUACAAUCAGACACUAACUAUUCAACUGAUUAACAAGAUUUUCAGGCUGGAAAAGUUAACUGAGGUCACUUGGAGUCACAAUGUUCCCAACGUUACUUCUACACCAAUGACGAGUACCUUCUCAUCAACAUCUCCAGAUCCUACAUCUACUAUUAUUGCUACCAUUUCUGAGUCUAUUGUCACUAGUUCUGCUAGCAAUAGUACUGCCUCUCCUAUUAUAACCACUUCUUUCCCAACAAAUAGCAAUGCUACUAGCACUAAUAAUACGCUUCCGAUUACAAUGAUUCCUUCUCUUACAAAUACUGAGACUGAUACUACUAGCAUGGAUUCAGUUACUACAAAUGUUUUAAAUACUACCACUGCUAGAAACACAAAAACAACUACAGCUAUCACAACACUUACUUUAAUAACAAAUGCUACUUCUGAACAACCUACUACUGUGAUCAUGUCAACUCUACCUCCUACAGGCACCCUUGGUAUCACCACCACAGAUAAUGUACUGACCAGAAUCAGUACCACUACUUAUCCUCCAGAUACCCCUACCCAUGCUUUAAGUACCACAUCCAGGAGCACUCAAAGCACCACCAAUACCAAUAUUACCAAUAUGACAACUGGUGUUACUGACAUUAUAAAUACUUCCACUGCUACUUCCUCACAUAUGAACAUUACAGAUAUUAAAUCUACUACUAAAGUUGCUGGAAAUGCCGUCACAGCGUAUACUACCACCAUCACUACAUCUGUUUUCAGCACAAAAACUAUAAAUUCAAACACUACUUCUGACACCAUCUUUACAAAUACUUACAUUCCAAGUACCACAGCUAUUCCCACCACCAAUACUUCGAAGAUUACAGAGCAUUCAGAAAAUAUUGCUGAUGCAGAUAACUCCAGGCGUGUUUUUAUUCCAAAUACUAUAGUAGCCUCAGAUUCACUAACACCUUUUCUGGAUACAGCAACUCACCAUCAUGUAACAACAAAUUCUACAACCAGUUUUUUACCUCUUAUUGUAACUAAUGCUACCACGGCUAUUACGAAUGUUACCAUUUAUGCUUCAAAUACUAUUAUUCCUGAUAGAACACCAAUGGAUGCCUCUACUACUGCAUUGACUUAUAUUGCAAACACCAAAAAUACUACUGUAGUUCCCUGAUUACUACUCAAAGCAGGAUAACUACUACAGGCAUCUCUUUAAAACAACUAUUACAGAUAUAGAAAAUCAAUUAACAGGUACAUGAUUUUAUGCUAUAUAAAAUUUCACAAAUAUCUGCACUAGCUUUUACAGAUAUGGCUACUCCAAGCACUGUAAGCAUUGAAGGUAUAUCUCAAGAUGUAUCCAGUACUUACUUUAUAACUACUUCUUUUGGAACCAGAAUAUAUGCAACUAUUUUUAAAAUUAUAACUCACAUAGCCCCAUCAAUUAC
Molecule: messenger RNA, 6742 nt
Organism: Myotis davidii
Lineage: Eukaryota; Metazoa; Chordata; Mammalia; Chiroptera; Vespertilionidae
Gene: MGAM2
Product: maltase-glucoamylase 2 (putative)
Biological process (GO): carbohydrate metabolic process
Molecular function (GO): alpha-1,4-glucosidase activity; carbohydrate binding
Source: RefSeq, a predicted model, not a curated record